UUGUAUAUUUCUUUCAUUCCUGAGUAAUUAUUCCGGCUAUUUUGCAGAAAAUCACCGAAAUUUGGACAACAAUGAUAAUUGUUUGAUGCAGAUAUGUGAUAGAUGAUUACAUAUACAACAUUUGUUUCAUUUGGCUGUGAAUGUCCCCACCAACUCCUGCCUCCAACUCAUGUGAUGUGAGCUAUGAGAUGCAUUGGACCAGAUUCACGAUGGGGUUUGGCACGGAACUGCAGCGUAAGGAAUCUCAUGAGGCUCUGUUGAAGCUGCAAGAUGCAGAGAUUCGUCUCUUGGAGAACAUGAAACAAUGUCUGAACCUACGAAUCAAGAGUGACCGAGACUACGCCAAGGCUUUGACCAAUGUCUGUAAUUGUGCACAGAAGUUUGAGAACUCAGAUUUCAAUUCACCUAUAUUCCAGGGGACCACUUAUAAACCAGCAUGGAACCUUAUCAUCAAGGAGACUCAAAACUUGGCUUCGAUCUUCAAAUCACGGUCAGAUGACCUCGCUGCCAACACCAUGGAGAAGGUCACAUUCCUUAUCCAAGAGAAGAAGGGAGCACGCAAGAUUUAUAAUGAUGAACGGAAUCGGCUUGACUUUGAAAUAUACCGGCUUCAAGAGGAGAUGAAUCGUAACAAGAAUGAGUAUGAGAAGAUGAUGGACAGGUUACGUAUGGAUCAGGCGAGAUAUGAGGAGCUUUAUAGGAAAGGAAAACCUGGGAACAAAUUUGACGAAUCAAAAACUCGCUACUUGAAGACGACGUCGAAACUUCAUAAAAUUCAUAACGAAUACGUUAUCUCAGUGCGCGAUUUCAAAAUUCAACAAACAAACUUUCUCAAAACUAUUCUUCCAAAUCUGUUGGAGUUUCAUCAAAAAAUUCAGGAAACAUUAGUUAGACAAUGUAAGGAGAUACUAGGUGAAUACGUGCAUCUCACCGAUCUGACCCAGGAAGAUAUCGUGAAAUCUCAUAAAGAUAUGGCAGAGCAUGUGACAUCUGUCACACCAAGCAAAGAAUACUCAGAGUUUCUGGAAAAUCACCGGAGUGAUCCAAUAGAAGAAGAGCUGGUGACCUUUGAUGACCUCUUGCUCGAAGACUAUAAUGGUUGUUUAUGUCCCGAUGAGAUUGCACUCAAUGACCUCACAGUGGAACAAAUGAAGCAAUUACACACAUCCUACGAAGACAAGAUCCGGUCAUGUGAAACGAGGAUGGAGAACAAGGAGAGAGAUCUCCAGGAUGUCGAGGAAGAAAUUGCCAAACUGCCGUCAGAGCUGGAUGACGCACAGAAAGCAGAUUUGUUAGUGAAACAAAAGGCUGCUCUGAUCCUGAAGCGGGAAUUAGCCGAGCUCGAAUGUCACAAGGAGAAAUAUAAAGACUUGUACGAGUUUAUACACCAGCCUAUCGAAACACUUGGUGAGAAUAUCCCGCAGGGACUUGAUCUGGAUGACAUGCCGUCGGACGGGACAAAGGUAGCAAAUCAUAGAAUCAAAAAGUCGGAAACCAUCAGCCUUAACGACACUCAGGCGAGUGUCUCCACACUGCGCACAAAACUAAAGCUAAAGAACCCGUUCAGGAAGACGGUACCGACCACACCUACGCGGCUGCCGAGUAAGGAGGUGCUUGAGAAGAGAGAGUCAUACGAGAAUGGAGAGAAGGAGGUAGAGAAGGUGGAAGGUGCUACGGGAGAGAGUGUUCAGAGCUCGGGCAUUCAGAUCCAGAACUUGGAGGAUGAGGAAUGGUUCCAUGGCGUGCUACCGCGAGAAGAGGUUCAACGUCUCCUCAAGAAUAACGGUGACUUCUUGGUACGGGAGAGUCGUAACAGAAAGACUGGUGAGGCACAGUCUGUGCUCUCAGUGUUUUGGAACGGUCAUAAGCAUUUCAUCAUUCAAGGAGGAGCGAACAACUGGCGGUUUGAGGGACCAUCCUUCCCGACGGUUCAAGAACUCAUCGACCACCAGCUGAAGUCAGACCUGCCCGUUACCGUACGGUCGCAGGCAAUAUUAAAACGUGCGAUUGUGAGGAGUGACUGGCAGUUAAAGAAUGAUGAAGUGAUUCUCGGGCCAAAGAUUGGAAACGGUAACUUUGGAGAUGUUUGUCGAGGGACAUUCAAGGGUACAGAGGUUGCCGUGAAAACGUGCAAGGAGGUCCUUGAUGAGGAUAUGAGGAAGAAGUUCCUGAAGGAAGGCCAGAUCCUGAAGCAGUAUGACCACCCGAAUAUCGUCAAGCUGAUUGGGAUAGCGGCACAGAGGCAGCCAAUCAUGAUCGUGAUGGAAUAUGUGCCUGGUGGUUCUUUGCUGAACUUCCUCAAGCAGCAGGGGAUGAAGCAAUCUGCCAAACAGCUCAUCCAGAUGUGUAUUGAUGCCGCCGCUGGCAUGGCUUAUCUCGAGUCGAGGAAUUGUAUUCACAGGGAUUUAGCUGCUCGCAACUGCCUUGUAGGAAUUGAAAAUGUUGUCAAAAUAGCGGACUUUGGGAUGUCACGAGAGGAAGAGAUUUAUAUCGUGUCUGACGGCCUCAAGCAGAUUCCCAUCAAGUGGACAGCACCUGAGGCCCUGGAGUAUGCUAAAUACACGUCUAAGUGUGACGUGUGGAGUUAUGGCAUCUUGAUGUGGGAAGUGUUCUCUCUUGGGGACACCCCGUAUAGGGGAAUGACUAACGCACAAGCCAAACUACAAGUCCUCAAUGGUUACCGGAUGCCUCUCCCUGCUGGAUGCCCGGCUGAUGCGUACGCCCUCAUGCUGAGAUGCUGGGACAUCAAACCGGAAAAACGGCCGCAUUUUGAAGAAAUUCACACAGAACUGAAGUCUAUACAUCGUCGGUCAUGAUGUAGCCAGCCCUGUUAGUUCUUAUAUCAUCUACCAGAGGGCAGAAGUGUACACACUGAAGUCAAGAGGUCCCUGAGCCAAAUGUUACAGGGUAAAGGAUGUACCAGACAUCAUGGACUGAGGACCAGUACUUAGACAGGAUUCCUGAUUGUUACAUUUUGAAUCAAGUCAUGAUGAUGCUGCUAUGUUCUGCUCUCCUUUUAAACAACAUGGGACAGUAUCCCAUUGUAGAAAGCUGCACUUUACUCCAAAAGGCCUAAAGUGGACCUGAUUCCGUGGCUUUUGCAUUGAACGUUUCCCUUCAACAUUGGGUAAUGAUGCCAGUGUUAGUUCUUCAUUCAUCCACUUGGUGUCAGUCUUGAUUCUGGGUGCAGGUUAUAGGUCAAGUCUGGUCCGAUGUGUUUCAGAUGUUCUCAGAAUGUCAGAAUUGUAUUGAAGAAGUUCUCAGUUGUUACGACCUGGUAUGGAGUAGUGUUUCAGUAAGAAGUUCUCAGUUGUUACGACCUGGUAUGGAGUCGUGUUUCAGUAAGAAGUUCUCAGUUGUUACGACCUGGUAUGGAGUCGUGUUUCAGUUGUUUAGUUUUCUCUAGUGCCAAUAGAUGGCAGGGAUCGUGUAAGCUGACAUGGUCAUGAUCAGUGUAGCUGAUUAUUGACAUCAGUGAACAAAUUGAAGAGAAAUUAUUGGCCUGUUGCUGCUACUUUUAGACUUUGGCGGCCUUUUUCUGCUUUUGCAGGGUCUUUUUUUCACACUCCAUCAAAUUUUAAACCAUUUCUUCUUACUUUUAAAAUAUUUUACAAUCUAUUCAGUGUCUCUGCCAACUACCAGAUCAUGGCCUGCUUUCAACUACCAGAUCAUGGCCUGCUUUCUGAUCAGUUUACUACCAGAUCAUGGCCUGCUUUCUGAUCAGUUUACUACCAGAUCAUGGCCUGCUUUCAACUACCAGAUCAUGGCCUGCUUUCUGAUCAGUUUACUACCAGAUCAUGGCCUGCUUUCAACUACCAGAUCAUGGCCUGCUUUCUGAUCAGUUUACUACCAGAUCAUGGCCUGCUUUCAACUACCAGAUCAUGGCCUGCUUUCUGAUCAGUUUACUACCAGAUCAUGGCCUGCUGGUUGAUCAGUUUACAAAUCUCUACUCUAUUUUGGAAAUUAGGUUGUGACAUCAGAAUUCAGAAGAAUAAACCUUUCAACCCUGAUUUUCAUGAAAGAACAAAACCAUUUUUAUUGAAACAUUUAUUUUUGCUACGCGUGACUCUAGCAUUUAAGUUGCUGUUCUGUCUAAGGCAUGUAGUACAUACUAGUCAUAAUUAUAGGAAAGUUCACUUUCUGAUGAUAGAUGUUGGGCUAAAAUAUGGGAGUGAAUUAGUACAGUGUGUCCUUAAAUAGGGCCUACUUAGUGCGGUGUUAUUCAUCAAAAUCAUAAUACUUGGAAAAAUCAUGCUAUCAAAUUUACAAAAUGAUGUAUGGUAGAGUUCUUAGUUAAAAAACCUUGAGACUUUGAUGAGUGAAGGGUUAAGGUGGAGAGGCCCACCACUGACACCAUUCAAAAUACAACCAUUCUUGCCAAGCAAUACGUUGGUGGCAUUUUGUGUCUCUCUGAUAUUCGGUAACUUCCUCACUUCCCAUAUUUUAGCUGAACCCUUCUAAUCAAAGGUAGUUCUGUAUUGUAAAAAGUAGUGUACAUUUGCAUAUACUGUAGUACAGUAAUCAAUGAUAAUGUAUGUUUUAAUUUUCACAUGUAUUGCAUGCAUUUUGAUCAUAGAUCGCUUUGUUGUACUGUUGCCAGGGAAACGCUUUUAAAUUAUGGUGGUUGCUGAAGGAACCACCGAUCAAAGAUCGAUGAUUUUGCAGGAAGAAAUGUUUCCAGAUGCUACAUUAUUGUCUUGAUGUAGUAAUAAAUUUAUAAGGUAUAUGUAGUUAAGGUAACAGUUGUCAUGGCAACUACUGUUGACUGUCAUGGUUUCACUCAUGAAUUGUUACUAAGGUCAACAUUGUCAUAGUAACGAUAUUUUCUAUCGUCAUGGUAACCAAAUUUUGGUUACUGUGGUUACUCUUUUUUGUCAGUGGUUACUGAGGUCAAUGUUAGUGAAUGAGAGGACAAGUUGCAAUAUUUCAUAAAUAUGUUGAGUGCUAUCACCAGUUUCUAUGGCAACAGAAAAUGUAAGUAACAAGUCAUCAUUGUCAUGAAAGGUGUCAUAAUAUCAAAACGGAAGUGUGUUCAGUUUUACAAAAUCCAUUGAUUUCCAUUUAUGGGUUUUAAAGGUUUUGGUGUGCACCGAGACGGGGAGAGGUUAUUAUUGGUUGAUGUGGAGCACCUAAUCCUUGAGGGAUCCACAGACUGUCUGCGCUCUGACAUCUGAUCAAAUGGUUCAUUCUAUUCAUAGAUAUCACCACUGAGACCAUGGACAUUUGAAGAAAAAUAUUCUGUAUGUUGAUAUAAGGGGCCUCUGAGUAUUUGCCCUGUGUAUAGAUAAAUGAUGUUUUGAAAGAGAAAAAUUACAGGGUGAGCCAAAGAUGAGCACUGUAUUCCACCUGAGCCAAAUCUUCCUGCUUAUCUGUGUCUAUAUAGUUUGAGGCUAAGGUCAUCCUGCUGCGGGUAGGAACAACCAAACUGGCACUUUAUUGGCACACCCUGAACAUUUUGUAUUGUGAGUGGUAGCGGUUUGCUACUUGAUUUAGUUCCUGAAUAACCCAUAGAUGGUGUACCAGUAUAGAAUGUUGUGGCAGUGUUCUGUACAGUGCUUUACUCGAUGAUAUCGUAGCGAAUAGCUGGUUUUAUUUGACUCUCAGAAAGAAAGAAAGAAAGACAAUUUUAUACUUCAACAUAAAAGUUGUGGGGUCCAGUUUUCCAACAGUCGUUGUAUUGUGACCAAAAUUCAUGAAGCACGUCCUCGACCUUGACUGUGUGGCGAGCAUGACAGUUAACCAAUACAGAGCAAGUUGUCAGGAGUUGUGGGGUGUUGUGGAUCCGGUCUCUGACUGGCGGUCAAGAGGUUGUCGGGAGUUGUGGGGUGUUGUGGAUCCGGUGUCUGACUGGCGGUCAAGAGGUUGUCGGGAGUUUGUGGGGUGUUGUGGAUCCGGUCUCCGACUGGCAGUCAAGAGGUUGUCAGGAGUUGUGGGGUGUUGUGGAUCCGGUCUCUGACUGGCGGUCAAGAGGUUGUCGGGAGUUGUGGGGUGUUGUGGAUCGGGUCUCUGACUGGCGGUCAAGAGGUUGUCAGGAGUUGUGGGGUAUUGUGGAUCCGGUCUCUGACUGGCGGUCAAGAGGUCCAUGGUUUGAUUCCCAGUAUCCUCGUGAGACUCUAAGCAGGCCUCACAGGCCUAUAACUCGGGUGCCAGUCAGAAUGUUUGAGUUGUAGUAUGAAUUGAGCAGCUCAUCUGAGGUGUACGAAAAGGUUUCAGGAGAGGACGGGGUUAAAGGGUAGUAAAGUCUAAUGCCUAAUGAACAGUCUGGAACCUGUCUGCUUUACGUCUAAAAUUCGAAUUUCAUAUCCUAAAAGUUGCUUAACUUAUUUAACUCGCUUGAAGAAGUAUGAUUUUUACUAAUGUCAUGGCAACAGCACUUCUGUUUCAUAGUUAUAUUCUGACCUUGAACUUUGUCAUGUAACCUCGACCUUGUAAUGUCUGUUGGUGUUGAUAUAGGAAAGUACUCUUUGUCACAAUAUAUGUUGGUUGUCGCCAUAGUAACGCAUUUGUUACUGUUGGUUAAUACUAUGCAUGCCCUUACAUUCUCCUGGUCAGCUUGAUCUUAACGGCCAACACUGUUUUUCAAAAAAUUUUAAAAAUGAAUUUGAAUUUGAAAGUCUUCAGUUGUGUAAAUACAAAAUGAAUAUAAAUUUCAACGACUGAAUAUAAAAAUGCUAUAAAUGCAAAGUUCAGUGACUUUUCUUGCAUAAUAAUUCAUGUUUUCUUUGGCCAUAAGUAAAUACACUAGUGAAAGCCUUUAACCCUCGCAGUUCAGAGAUGUUUCCAUUUUAGUAACCAUGGAAACUGAAGAAUUAAGCCUGUCAAACUCACAUGGAUUCGCUUUUUAAAGUUUCUCAAGAUUAUCGAAAUGCUUCUCAAGAUCACGCCCACCUCAGAAUAACCUGCUGCUGCUGCUCUGGUGAUGUCCCUCGUUGAACUGUUGACAACUAUGAAGAAAGUAACUGUUCCCUAGCAACAGCUGAAGUUUAUCACAACAUUAUUAAAAAGUUGAAUUUGACUAACUUAAAGAAAAGUUAUUGUGAUCGAAUAUUGCAUGUGUAGUAUUGUUGCCAUGGCAAUUCACUUUUUAAGUCUCUCUUUGAUUCUUGUAAAACUAGCUUGUUUUAUAAAGGAAUAAAUGUGACCCUUUUUCA
Molecule: messenger RNA, 7151 nt
Organism: Lineus longissimus
Lineage: Eukaryota; Metazoa; Nemertea; Pilidiophora; Heteronemertea; Lineidae
Product: tyrosine-protein kinase Fer-like
Exons: 19
Coding region: 141-2816 (891 amino acids)
Biological process (GO): peptidyl-tyrosine phosphorylation
Molecular function (GO): non-membrane spanning protein tyrosine kinase activity; ATP binding
Source: RefSeq, a predicted model, not a curated record